AUGAAUGCCAAGUACAGUCUUAGUACCUAUGCUGUUUACAUGCUCCUAGGUGCGAUCAUCCUUCGCCUCCUCACCAACAGAUACAAACGUGUACUUCGAGAUAUACCUGGGCCGGUACUUGCAAGAUACUCUCGUCUUUGGAAACUCUACAGUGUGUGGAAAGGUGAUCAUCACCAUGUUGAGAUUGACCUGCACCGCAAACAUGGAUCACUCGUUCGUAUUGGCCCAAACCACAUCUCCGUCAGCGACCCCAGCGCGAUUCCACUCAUCUACGGGCUCAAUAAAGGUUUUACAAAGACUGCAUUCUUCCCCAUCCAGUCAGUAACAUGGAACAAAAAGCCCCAGAUGAACAUAUUCUCUACAAGAGAUGUUGCCUAUCACCGCGCUCAAAGGCGAAACAUAGCAAAUUCUUAUAGCCUGUCUUCCCUUCUCGAAUCAGAGCCCGCAGUCGACUCCUGCACAGCGCUGUUCACAACCCAGCUCUCAAAAUUCGCAGAUCAAAAGACUCCCGUGGACCUGGGUAGCUGGCUACAAUAUUAUGCUUUCGAUGUCAUUGGCGAAGUGACAUUUUCGAAGAAGUUGGGCUUCUUAGAACAAGGAUGUGAUGUUGACAAUAUGAUGGAAGCCAUCCGCGGUAUAUUGAUCUACUCCAGUCUAUGCGGCCAGGUCCCAGAGCUACACCAUGUGCUACUGGGAAACCCACUGAUUCCAGUCUUGCUGCCGGGCAUGGAAACCUGGAAUCAGGUUUUGCAGUUUACACUCAAAGCAAUCAGCCUGAAAGACCCAUUGAAACAACAUGGUGAUAUUGGCGUGGAUAAUCUGACUGGGAAGGAUAUGAUGUCUCGCUGGAUGGCGAUUCAUCAAGCGGACCCGGAAAGAUUCUCGACCAGAGAUGCAAUUGUUCAUCUCUCUGCAAAUGUUUUUGCGGGCUCUGAUACAACUGCCAUUGCUCUCCGCGUGAUCUUCUAUUUCCUCAUGCGCGAGCCGGCUGAAAUGACGAAGGUCGUGACCGAGAUUGAUACUGCGAUCAGCGAGAAUAAGGUUGGCAACCCCAUCUCAUACCACGAGUCGACGACGUAUCUUCCAUACCUGGGAGCUGUUAUCAAAGAAGCGCUUCGACUGCACCCUUCUGUUGGAUUGAUCCUCGAACGUGAAGUUCCCGAGUCCGGUGCUGAGAUCUGCGGAAAGCACAUCCCCGGCGGAACCACCGUCGGGAUCAAUGCGUGGGUGGUAAACCGGACGGAAGAGAUAUUCCCCAAUCCUGAUGAGUUUCUGCCCAAUCGGUGGCUGGAAAGCUCCCCAGAGAAACUGAGGGCCAUGGAACAGACCACCUUGACUUUCGGAGCUGGGUCUCGAAGCUGCCUUGGGAAGCACAUCUCAUUUAUGGAGAUGUACAAGAUGAUUCCACAGCUUCUGCGCGAGUUUGAGAUUCGCCUGCAUGGCCCUGAAGAUUGGAAAACGCAGAACAUCUGGUUUGUGCAGCAGGAUGGAUUAAUAUGUGAUCUUGUCAAAAGGUAG
Molecule: messenger RNA, 1518 nt
Organism: Penicillium brevicompactum
Lineage: Eukaryota; Fungi; Ascomycota; Eurotiomycetes; Eurotiales; Aspergillaceae
Product: cytochrome P450
Exons: 2
Coding region: 1-1518 (505 amino acids)
Molecular function (GO): heme binding; monooxygenase activity; oxidoreductase activity, acting on paired donors, with incorporation or reduction of molecular oxygen
Source: RefSeq, a predicted model, not a curated record